CCGCGCUCGCCGUCGCCGGCGCCGCGCCGCGCCACGCCGUCCCGCUCGCCGCUGCGCAACCGCUCGCGCUCGCCCCCCCUGCGCGCUCCCAUUGGCCCGCCGCCGCCGCGCCCGGCGCACGCGCCCGAGAACCCCGACCCGACCAACGUCGUCGGCGUGUUCGGCCUCUCCAUCCGCACCACCGAGCCCGAGCUGCACAAGGUCUUUGACGACAUUGCGCCGGUCGAGAAGGUCGUCAUUGUGUACGACGCACGCGUGCGUAUCCGCUCGCGCGGCUUCGGCUUCAUCACGAUGAAGGACACGGCCGCCGCCGAGAAGGUCAUAAAGGCGCUCAACGGCCUGGACCUGCACGGCCGCCGUCUGCGUGUCGACUUCUCCGUCACGAAGCGCCCGCACGAGCCGACGCCGGGCGAGUACCGCGGC
Messenger RNA from Tilletiopsis washingtonensis, 423 nucleotides. Its product is annotated as RNA-binding domain-containing protein. The annotation marks the transcript as partial. The transcript is spliced from 4 exons. Gene Ontology annotation, molecular function: RNA binding. Gene Ontology annotation, cellular component: spliceosomal complex. The record is from RefSeq and is a predicted model, not a curated record. Lineage: Eukaryota; Fungi; Basidiomycota; Exobasidiomycetes; Entylomatales. Gene Ontology annotation, biological process: positive regulation of mRNA splicing, via spliceosome.